Messenger RNA from Thlaspi arvense, 1134 nucleotides. The record is from the annotation of a GenBank genome assembly. NCBI's taxonomy places the organism in Eukaryota, Viridiplantae, Streptophyta, Magnoliopsida, Brassicales, Brassicaceae.
AUGCCACGUCUCUCUUCUUCAAGCUAUCCAGAGAAUAUGGUUACGACCUUUCUCAAGGCUUUCCUCAGUCUAUACGAAGCUUCAUAUCUUGCUCUGGAGGGAGAAAACAUACUGGAUGAGGCCAGAGCGUUCACAAGCGUGUAUCUCAAGGGCCUUCAGAGAAAGAUAAAUAGUGGACUGAUGGAAGAAGUAAAUCAUGCACUGGAACUUCCUCGCCACUAUAGGAUGUUUAGGCCAGAAGCUCGGUGGUACCUCAACGCAAAUGAUAAAAGAAGAGACGCAAAUCGCGUGCUUCUGGAUUUGGCUAAGUUGGAUUUUAACAUGGUGCAAUCUAUUCUCCAAAGCGAGCUCCAAGACGUGGCAAGGGUUGGAAUGGUGGAAUGCUUCUUUUGGGCUGCGGGCAUGGUCUUUGAGCCCCAAUUGAAUGAAUGCCGCAAGGGGUUAGCAAAAGUCGUAGCUCUCCUAACAACCAUAGAUGAUGUGUAUGAUGUUUACGGAUCACUGGAGGAACUGCAACUAUUUACCCAUGCUGUCGAAAGAUGGGACUUAGAUGCUCUAGAAACCCUACGUGACUACAUGAAGCCGUGCUUCCUUACUUUGUACAACACUGUCAACGAAAUGGCUCAAGAAACUCACGAAGAGCAAAGCGUAAACACUAUGCCUCAUCAUCUCUCAAGGGCGGUAGCGACAGGAGUUGUUUUACUCACGCACGCUUACUUCUUGUUGUCCAAAGAUAUUACGAAAAAUUCACUAGAAAACUUAGAUUUGUUCCAUCCUCUCCUUCUAGAUUCGUCUUUGAUUUUUCGACUCUGCAACGAUCUAGAUACUUCCAAGGCUGAGUUGGAGGGGCGAAUCUGCAAAUUCAUUAUCGUGUUGCAUGAAGGAGAGCGGGUUUCAGAAGAAGUUGCGCGCAAGCACAUAAGAAGUCUAACUGAUGAAACAUGGAAGAAGAUGAAUAAGCACCGUUUGGCUAAUGAUUCUCCCUUUGGAAAACUGUUUACUGAGAUGGCAAUCAACCUGGCCCGUAAUGCAGAAUGCGCGUACCAAAAAGGAGAUGGGCAUCGAGAUCCGGAUACCCAUGCCAAGAACCGGAUCUCAUCUGUGGUAUUUCAGCCACUGGAGCUUACAGAAUAA